CAAACAGCGGCGGAUUCCUGACAGGGCACAUCGAAUAGGGUUAGCUAGCGAGAUAGCUUACGUUAGCAACUCGGCUAACUGGAGGGAAACAGAACUUAACGAAGCAAGUCGAAUAUUCUAUUAAACCAGAUCAGGGACAUGAGCAUAACAGGACGGAUUCAGAUGUAAUCAAUAGACGAAACUAACCAGAGACCUCGGACAACAGGAAAAUCUCUGCGAGGGAGAAUGUGAGGCACAACGAUUGGGGGAUUAGCAAGAUCGGUAGCCACUAUCUAGUUAGCUAGAAAAAAGUGGUGAUGCUUUUGAAUAGACAUGCUCACAGAUCGUGUAUUUCCCUAAUGUAUGAGGCGAAAAGAGGAGUAAAACAUACUGCAAGGAAACUAGCUAACGUUUGCAACUCAGAUAUUGGAAACUGUCUACUUUUCAGAAGCAGUGAGAGAAGCCCUCUGCCACACACGGUGACGCGCACGUCUGACCACAAGAGCGGGUUUGCUCUAAUGUCUGGGCUGAUGUCAAGCCUCGCCGCCCGACCGCACUCUACUUCCCAACUGCAGAACGCAGGUUGUUUCCACCCUCAACCGUCGUUUCAACAGCUGCCUUUCAGCAAAAUAUCAGCAAAGCCGGCGGCGAUGACGGCGCCAUGACGGAGGGCGGAGAGCGCUAGGGACCGGACGCAGGCGCCAUGGACGGGACUCGGCCGGCUGCUUUGGGGAUCAGAAGCGAGGACCUCGGGGAGCUGGGCGCGGCCGCGGGGCGGGAUAUGGGCGGGAUCUGCCUGGACAAUGGGGAUGUGCCCCGCUACGGCGGCCAGGGGCUGCCCAGGGAUACCACCGGGGACAGGGGGCAGGAGGGGACUGGACUGGGUGGGAAGCCGGACCCGACGGCCCGCCUGCUGGAGCUGGGGGUGGGGGAUGACGGCGGGGGCAGCGUGGCCUCUGACGGGACGGGGGUGGAGGCGUCCCCUGAGGGGCUGGGGUGGGACAUGGGGUCACAGAACGGGGACAGACCCGAGGAGGACCGGCUGGAGCAGGGCAGUAACAGCUACAGCACACCGGGCCUGGACAGCCCCGCCCCCUCCAGCAGUUACACAGACCUAUCUCAGACCUCCUCGCCCUCGCUGUCGGACCAACUGCUGCUGGGCCGAGAGGACGCCUCGGGGACGGGGAUCAACAUGGAGUGCCGAAUCUGUGGCGACAAGGCUUCGGGCCUCCACUACGGCGUCCACGCCUGUGAGGGCUGCAAGGGUUUUUUCCGACGGACCAUCAAGAUGAAGCUGGAGUACGAGCGCUGCGAGCGCAGCUGCACCAUCCAGAAGAAGAGCCGGAACAAGUGCCAGUACUGCCGCUUCCAGAAGUGCCUGGCACUGGGCAUGUCCCACGACGCGAUCCGGUACGGCCGGAUGCCGGAGGCUGAGAAGAGGAAGCUGGUGGCUGGACUGCUGGCCAGAGAGACGGGCAUCCAGAGCCCCGGCGGCUCUGACCUCAAGUCCCUGGCCAAGCGCGUCAACAACGCCUACCUGAAGAACCUGAACAUGACCAAGAAGAAGGCUCGCAGCAUCCUGACUGGCAAGACCAGCUCCAACCCGCCCUUUGUCAUCCACGACAUGGACUCGCUCUGGCAGGCCGAGAAUGGCCUGGUGUGGAACCAGCUGAUCAACGGGGCGCCCACCAACAAGGAGAUCGGGGUGCACGUCUUCUACCGCUGCCAGUGCACCACUGUGGAGACGGUCCGGGAGCUGACCGAGUUCGCCAAGAACAUCCCGGGCUUCGUCGACCUCUUCCUCAAUGACCAGGUGACGCUGCUGAAGUACGGCGUGCACGAGGCCAUCUUCUCCAUGCUCCCCUCGCUGAUGAACAAGGACGGGCUGCUGGUGGCCAACGGGAAGGGCUUCGUGACGCGCGAGUUCCUGCGCAGCCUGCGCCGGCCCUUCAGCGAGAUCAUGGAGCCCAAGUUCGAGUUCGCCGUCAAGUUCAACUCCCUGGAGCUGGACGACAGCGACCUCGCCCUCUUCGUGGCCGCCAUCAUCCUUUGCGGAGACCGCCCCGGCCUGAUGAACGUGAAGCAGGUGGAGGAGAUUCAGGACAACAUCCUGCAGGCCCUCAACCAGCACCUGCAGGCCAACCACAUGGACUCGCCCUACCUCUUCCCCAAGCUGCUGCAGAAGAUGGCCGACCUGCGGCAGCUGGUCACCGAGAAUGCCCAGCUGGUGCAGAAGAUCAAAAAGACCGAGGCGGAGACGUCGCUGCACCCGCUCCUACAGGAGAUCUACAAAGACAUGUACUAGACCCCCCCGACAGAGACUUUAAUUUAAAGAAGUAUUAUAUAUAUCAUCGUAUAUAUAUAUAAGUACGUGUGCGUUUUAACGGAAGGAGGCACAGAGCCGCAAAUGGGGAGCUGUUACGGGACAGUCUUUAUACUGUGGAAAAGACUUUUUUAUUCAGGGGAGUUGUGGGGUCAGGGUGUAAGGAGACACCCUUCCCAAAGUGUGUGCUCCGGAGGAAUACCACACACUUUCAAACUAAGACUGGCCGUGUUUUCUCUUUUUUUAAUGGAUAAUCACCCCUAUUUUUGUAACUGAUUUUUUUAAUAGAACCUCCAAUCUUGAAGUUUUUACAGAGGUCCCCAGUGUAGAGGAUUAUUUAGAGAGUUUUGACCAGUGAAUAUGGUGUGUCUCUGUUUUGGAAAAGCUGUUAAAUCAAGAAGAUGUCUGGAAGUGUUACAGAUACAUAAAGGACCAGGAAGCAAAUUGCAAGUUACAUGUCAGCACGUCUGGGUUCCUGACACUGAACGGAGGAGGAGGAUUUACCUACUCGGAGUGCAUGUGAGAGGCGGCCAGAAUCCAUGCCCCUGCUCCAGAUUCAUUACAUCACUUCCUGUCGGGCCAAGUGACCACAGUGGCACCUUCAGGCUCCGCCCAGCCAAGCGGUGAUUCGAAGUCCAUUUGGCUGAUUGACAGCACACAGCUCUGUGAUCUGUUUUUCCUGGAAGAAGAAAAAUAGUUUGUGUAGAUUCAACUUGCUGCUGUGGAUUUCGAAAAAAUCCAUUGGCAACACACAGACACCUGGUUUCCAGAGCACUUAAGAAACAAAAUGCCCUCUUUUUUUGUCCCCGCAUUGAAGUACUUCCAGGUACCAGCUGGUACCACAGAGUGAAGAGUCAAAAAUAUUGAAACGUACCUCAUACCCACAAUGCUUACAGUAUAAUAACUGACAAACAAGGUCCUUAAUGAACGAACAAGAUCCUUAAGACUUCCAAACCACCAGCUUAUUUUUCUCAUUCUUUGUAUAACUGAUGGAUCAAUGAUUUUUAACUACAAUACUGUGAAAAAUAUGAUCACAGGGUUCUCAUGGUAUGUUUAUUACAUGAAAAGAUGACUCAACUGUUUAUAAUGAAAAUGACAAAGUAUAUUAUAUAUAUAUAUAUAUUUCGUUUACCUUUCAGUAGGAUAGUUUCCUCCAGACCUUGCACCUUAAAGCGAUACUGACAUGGGUUUAGACUGUUUAUAAAACCACCAAAUUUAGUAAAUCUAAGUCCCACAGGAUGACACUGUGAUUGUUCUUAAUUCACACAGGUUUUGGACCGCUAAGUGAUUCAUUAAUAAAUAUUCAGAUAUUCAUGCCAGCGAGUUCUUUUGACUGACAUCAGUGCGGGUGCGAGUGAAUAAUCCACCAUCUCCAAGUCAUUGGAGUUCAAAAUGGCGUGAGUGAAUGUCAAACAGCAGGGGCCGCGGAUGUGAUUGUUAGGUCACGCUGUUUUGCGCUGUUUCGGUUGGAGCUACGUGUAUCCUAUGCAAACGCCAGGUUACUCAGUGGAGAGGAGGGCACAGAAUUAUUUUUGUACUUACAGUGAGGUCGGCUGGCCAUUUUAUUUGGUUAAACACUGUAAAGAUAAGACACACCCAUUUUGGAACAAGGUACUUUUUUUGUUCAUAAUUGAUAUCAAAGUUACCUGAUAAUGAACAGUGACUAGGUUGCUAAGGUCACCCAGGACAUGGGCAGUGCAUGUUGCUGUCUAGCUGCACCUGCUGUCUUGUAGCUGGCUGACUAGUCCUCCCCAGUAUGUAACAGGUUGGCACCUCAGCUUUUUUUAUUCUUGUAUUAGCCAGUUAGCUGGCUAUAUCAGUAACUCAAAUGUAGUUGCCUGUAGUUAUCAGAGAUUUUGUUGAUUUAAUGACCCCUCCCUGUUUCUGAGCUGUGGCAUCACCGGGGGUUAAUGGGAAAUGUGGGGUUGGAGGAACAGCAGCCCUUUCUCUUUGUGCUUCCGGUAGCACAUAGUGAAGCUCAUUGCUCACUUUGUUUUCUCUCACGCCCGUGAUUUUUAAUUUUUACUGCCAUCUUGCAGGUUGCAGGUGUGCUAAAAUGCAAGAUACAAAAAAGCCAGCCUAGUUAUCUAAAUGGUAUAGAAAUGGUAUCGUAACGGUAUAGUAGCUCUAUAGGGAAAUACCAACACUGUCCAUGUGAAGCUGUCAGGUUCUGUUUUUUUUCUCUGAGGUUAAAUCCCAAUAAUGUCACCAUUGCAAUCGCCAUCAUUGUGCUCCAGGUGCGCAUCUAAAUGACUAUUACUGUUAUCAUUUUAUCAGUAGUAGUCGUAUUUGCUGUAGAGCUGAAUGGUUUUAAAGCCCUGAUCUGUCUGGUUGUACAUAAAAUAAACGUUCUGGGAAACUAUGAACACUAAUAUUCUACUUUUGAUUAGCGCACUUAGGCACAUUUUAUACUGGCACCAUUGCUGAACAAUUGGAAGUAUUAUAGUAAUAUUAUUCCAUGUCUAUCUAGCUGUUGUUUACUGUCUUUUUUUAUAUCUACACCCGCACUGAUGUCAGCAACAGUAUGAAACUUCACAGAAUCUCAAACAGGAAAUUCUCUAAUAAUGUUCAAAUUGUUGUUUUUUGUGUUAAAAUCAAAAACAGCAGUGAUUUGAUUGAUAUAUAACUGCCAGCAUCCAUACGGUGGUUAUUUGUGUAAUGUGUUUUUGUUGCUGAGACCGUGUCAGUAGACCUUUAAUAAACCCACCUGUUACCAGUCCUAUCUCAAGACUGUGUCCAUUGGGUCUGCCCUCUCGCCCCUUCCCUUUGCCUGCUGCAUUACGGUUUUUGUCCCCAUCCCCUCCUUCUCACGUCUCUUCGCUAAUGUGGUUAACAAAGCACAAAUUGCUGAACCCAGCUGAAGAAAUGGUUUCACAAAGUUGCCGUGACAGUGUAGCAACAGUGCUGCGUUUUUACAGGAACGAGACCCCAGCGCAUUCCUCAGACCCCCCUCCAGCUGUUUCCUCCUGAAAGGGAUGUUGUUUUCAUGUUACCUUUAUGUCCACUUGAUCCUGUGAGUCUGGAGAAGUUCACUGUACAUACUGUACCUGCACCCUACAUUUUUCCCCCUCA
Messenger RNA from Megalops cyprinoides (Indo-Pacific tarpon), 5374 nucleotides. RefSeq names its product peroxisome proliferator-activated receptor delta-like. Lineage: Eukaryota; Metazoa; Chordata; Actinopteri; Elopiformes; Megalopidae. The transcript has 9 exons. Gene Ontology annotation, molecular function: zinc ion binding; RNA polymerase II cis-regulatory region sequence-specific DNA binding; nuclear receptor activity. Bases 683 to 2284 code for a protein of 533 amino acids. Gene Ontology annotation, biological process: negative regulation of transcription by RNA polymerase II; cell differentiation; negative regulation of inflammatory response. The record is from RefSeq and is a predicted model, not a curated record. Gene Ontology annotation, cellular component: nucleus.